GUGAUCGCGUGCGCCCGCAAGCUGCUGAGCCUGCUCGCGUCCCUGGAGCGCAUCUUCGAGUGGGCCGACGGGUCGCUCGUGGAGGCCAUGCGGGCCGGAGGCGCAUUCCUCGCCGACGAGAUUUCCCUCGCGGAGGACUCUGUACUCGAACGCCUGAAUUCCGUCCUCGAGACGGAUCACUUCCUCCUCCUCGCGGAGAAGCCGGCCACGGGCAGGCAGCUCGAGGAGGUGCGCGCGGGCCCGACGUUCCGCCUCUUCGCGACCAUGAACCCGGGCGGGGACUUCGGCAAGCGCGAGCUCUCCCCCGCAUUGCGCAACCGCUUCACGGAGCGCGGCGGCGCGCACAGGGGUGUCUCGGUAUCGUUUCACCGAUCCCCAUCCCCAUUCCCCAUCCCCUUCGAGACCCCCACCAAAUUUCCCCCCCAGCUGGGAGCGACCUAG
Messenger RNA from Prorocentrum cordatum, 441 nucleotides. Lineage: Eukaryota; Dinophyceae; Prorocentrales; Prorocentraceae. The record is from the annotation of a GenBank genome assembly.